GCGUCAUCGGUUUUUCCAGCCAGCGCUCGGCCGACUGCGCCCCCACGAAAGGAAGAAGGAAGGAAGGUGGGCAGCAAAACAGGGGGCGGCGCGGCGGGACGGAAAGCCGAGUAGAGAGAGAGAGAGAGAGAGAGAGAGAGAGAGAGAGAGGAAGAAGUCUCCGUUCUCCAAGUCUCAACCCCUCUCCGAGGUUGGUGGCGGCCGGCGGGCGAAGCAGAUCAGAUCCGCGGCUUUUCGGCGCAGGGGCGAGGCCCUCCCCGGAGCUUCGGCCAUCCGAUUCCGCAGCCCGCCUCUGCGAUGGUCUCUGGCUGCUGCUGCUGCUGACUGCGGUGAUGAAUUCGAGGCCGAUCGUGCUCGUCUUCCUCCUGCUCGUGCUCAUCAUAUCAUCGCAGUUCGAGUGGAAGCAGCAGAUCGGCGAGGCCGAGGCGAGCCCGGAUGCUACGCGGCGCAGGCAGCCAGCGCUGGUCGUAAGGGAAGACGCCGUUAAAGAGAAAAUAAUACUGGCGCAGGAGAAGAACAUCCAACAACUCACCGAGCUCAUCCAGAGCCUCCAGGUGCAGCUACUGCAUUGCCGUGGCAGCAACAACACUGCUCAGGGUGCCUCCUCGACUCAGUCUUCAUCCAGUUACACCGAAGCGGACAGACAUCAGAUAAUCGAUGACUGAUCGCCCAUCAGCAUGCCCAGGUCGUUUGCAUCAGCAGACGGCGAUCAAGGACAUGCUCCUGAAUGGAUAUGGAAGACACCGGGACCACUAUGUAGUUAGGGUCCUGGUCUCCUGGAGUCUAGGGAGCUGUCUUAGUGUACUGAUGUGCCUUGCUAUUGACAGCACUAUGACCACCGCCUUCACCCUCGGCUGUAUAGGGUUAUAUUGUAACUGUAUCAUGUAAAUUUAGCCCACCUUCCUCAUUGGGAUUGAGAUUGUACUCAUACAGAUUCCUGCCGCGAUCAUCAUCGAUUCUUUCCUUCCAUCUUCUACGAACAUCUGCAGCAGCCUGUAUGUGUAGAGCAAUUUCUCUGCGAUGUGGUGGUCUGCAGGAAAGAGGUAAAGCAGGCACUCUACAACCUA
Molecule: messenger RNA, 1067 nt
Organism: Hordeum vulgare subsp. vulgare (domesticated barley)
Lineage: Eukaryota; Viridiplantae; Streptophyta; Magnoliopsida; Poales; Poaceae
Exons: 3
Coding region: 333-665 (110 amino acids)
Source: RefSeq, a predicted model, not a curated record